ACUCAAAUAACAGUAUCCAUUUUAUGAUGCGUGUUAAAAAAUAUUGCGAGUUCGAGACCAAUGUUUGCCGUUGUUCAAUUUUUGUGACGAAAUGAAGCCAUCUCGUAAAGCUCGUAAGACUAUGCAUGGUGCUGAUGUCUCAUUGCCACAACAAAUCACUGUCUCACCCAUCCCUGCUGGGACGAGAACAAAAAAAGCAAAGCUGUCUAAAAGUUCAACGAGUACCAACAUGAAAAAUACACCAACUAGAUUACCUGGUGGUUUGUCUAAAAUAAGAACAGAUGGUGCAGUAUUAAAAACAUCAACACCAAUAACAGCUUCAACCAGCAGGAAGAGAAAACUUAACAAUUCAAAUGAUAGUGAAGCAUCAAGUAAAUGUGCAAAAAAAGGAGAUGCUACAUUGAAUGACACUGGCCUGUUUACAACUGAUUUGUCCAUGAUAGAAGAAAAGACAUCAAAUGUGUCUACAACUAAAGAUAAAUUCUCACAAAAGACUAAUGUUAGCAGUGUUUGCGGUGCAGAUAUAGCUAAAGGUUCGCUCAUUGAGGCUAGAUCUGGUUUAAAAACAGCCAUCAAACAAACAGCAAGAAAGUCCAUGAAAAAAUCUACUGUGAAUCUUCCACCAAGUGCAGAGUCUAAAAAAACAGACACAUCAGUGCCAUCAAAUAAAAAGUCAAAAAGUGCUGCCACAUCAUUGUCUUCAAAAAAGAAGUCAUCAAGAGUAAAAACAGAUGACAGUUUAUUAUCUAAAAAGAGAACAAGCUUUCAAAAAGAAUCUAAGGGAAAGGAAACACCUGUUCAAUCUGUAAAUGAUGCUUUAAAGUCACCAAGAGCUACAGCUAAGCCCACAUGUAAAAAGUCCAAGAAAAAAGAAACCUCAAUUAAAAUAGUGGACACUGGUCAAGCAUCUUUUAAUUCUAGUGUUAAAUCCCCUGUGAGUAAAAGUAGGGGUAAACAAACACAUAGGGAUCAUAGGCAGAAAUCACCUGCAACUAAAUCUACACACAGAAAGUCUAAAGGAAAGGAUACAUCAGAUCAUCAAAAUGCCAUCCUUACAUCACCAAAUGGUACUAGUGGAAAAUACAAAAAAACAAAAGUAAAAGAAAAGAACACAUUAAUAAUUAACAUUCAGAAGUCUCUAAAUUUUAAUGCUAAAUCAGGAAAGAGUAAGGAUAAAGGUAAGGGAUUGCUACCUGUUGAACAUAUCCAGAAGUCAUCUGACUCAACUGAAACGCAUAUCACAGCUACAAGUGAUCCACAGACAGUUGCCACAAGGUCAUCCAGGGGAAGAACCAUUACACCAUCUCGAAAGGUCUCUGAGAAUAAGCAGAAUUCACCAAACAAAAUUAAUACAAGUCUGAAUCAGUUACUGAUUAAAACUCCACCAAGUCACCAGGAAGGCAAAGCCAUGAAUAUUGCAGCAAAGACUACAGAGAAUACUCUGCCCGGAAAUGAAUCUUCACAAACUAAAAAAAUGACCGAUGUGUUUGAUAUUGUAAAAACAGAGACAUCAGACUUUGCUGAAGCAUAUCAAAAUACAGCCAUUAUUCAAGAUUUUAUCAAGACAUCACUCAUUAACAAAUCUCCUAAGCAGAGUCUUAAAGCACAAGUAUUUUCAAAAGAUGCCUGUGUGGCAGAUUUGUCCACAGCACCAGCUGGAUUUACAGGGAACCAGAGAGCUGCCUCUGAAUACUCAAUUAAAGAUUCAGAAAAUUCUUUAAGCAGAUCUUGUAGUGCAAUCAUGGACACAUCAAACUUUUUCUCUGAAUCUGAUCUGAUCAGUUUAUCUGAGUCUCAGUAUCAAAGCUCCAUGGAGAACAUGAACAAUUCCUCGGUGUUAGCAACUCCAAUUAAGGAAGAAGCCAGUGACUCUUUGCUGACGGAAGCAAAAUCAUUUGAUCAACCAGUGCCAAGAACAACAUCUGAUAGUGAUAGAGCAACAAACAGAGAUGUUUCUCUACUUCAAGCGUCCACAUUUGAAAUUUUGGUUCCAUUGAAAGUAGAAAAGACUUCUCCUAAACCUCAAUUAGAUAGAUCUGUUCAAUCAACUACUCUUCAAGCUAGUAACCCCCCACCAGUUUUGCCAUCAUUACAACCCCAAAAGCCUGAGGAGCCAAAUCAUCCAGUUAGGUCUGACCAUCCAAUUAAACCUGUCUUUUCAAGCAUAAUUGCAAACAUUUCCAAGUCAUCUCCUGAAAAAUCUUUUCAGCCAUGCUCUACAUCAAUUGUUGAAACCACUCCAAGAAAACCUGAUCCACCUGUUCUGACAUCACCAAAUAAGAACAAACCACUCCAGUCUAUAGAUACUAAAACAGUUAAUUCAAACAUUUUUCAACCACUUAAUCCAGUUCUACCCCUUUCCACAACAGUGGUAGCCAUAUCUCAAACACAAAAACCUGUUCUACCCCUUCCCACAACAGUGGUAGCCAUAACUCAGAAACAAAAACCUGUGCAGUCAACUAUUUCAGAAGCUUUGUCAAAAUCUGAGACGAAUGAACCAAAGAUUGGGCUUCCAGACUCAGUAUCUGAAUCUUCUGCCAGCAAACAUGUAGAAAAUAGUCCAUGUAAAUCAGUAACUACUAGUUCUACUGAUACCAAUAAUACACCCACAGCUAGUGAUGCAAGUGGAAAUAGGAAUGAGGAUGUUGAUAAAUCCCAUCACAGAUCUCCAAGUAAUUCAAUCAGUAAAAUAGUGAUAUCAACAGGUGAACCGACCAAUACAGAUAAAGGGCCACCGUGUCCUCAAAUAAAUAAAACUAUGCAAGAAACUAUCCAAGUUCCUGCAGUAGUUAGUCAACCAGAGGAUCAUUCAAAAGCAUCAAGUACUGUUUCAAAAGGGAACGCCUCAUUAACCAGCAGAACACAGUUGUCCAAAAGUAUUACAAAAGUGAAUCCAUCAACCACAUUAGCUUUAAAAAGAAUCUUGAAUACAACUGGUCAUUCACCUGCCCAACAAAAUUUUAUAUCUUCCGAUACAAUUGAGCAAGCUCCAACCAGUACACCAAAAGAAAGAAACACAAGAAAAUGGGUAGGAUCAACAUCCUCCCCACAACCUGUUACUUUCUCAUCACCAGAAUAUCCUCAAAUUAUCAUAAAGUCAGUACCUACACCAACGGAUGAUAACAUAUCUAGCAUCACAGAUAAUAUACCACUAUCAAAGAGUGUAGACUAUUUGGAAGUCACAUCACAAAAUCAGCCCAAGAACAUUUGUUCCAAAGAGAAUCCAAAUACUAAAGAAGGAGCUGUGGAAUCUAACAAUUUGACAAAAAGCUUAGAUCCAGAAGAAAUUUUCAAACAGCAAAUUCAGUCCUCUAAAGAUAUAAUGAACUCAUUGUCAAAGGGCACUUAUUUGGGGCCCCAGAAAAGCCAAUCCCUAUUGUCGACAGGUAUGCCAGUGGAAGGACCCUCACAUCCAAGAAAAAGAUUAAAAGUUCUUUUUCCCAGGAGAAAAGUACUGUCUUCUGAUCAACCUAAUGAACAGUCAGAAUUUAAUACUGCACCAUUAACUGAGAACAACGAGCCAGCACCUUUAAGUCCUAUUCAAGGAUCUUCACCACAGAAGCACCCAACCUUACCAGAAGCAUCAAACAUAGCUUAUAAGCAUCCUGGCCCCAACCUUUCUUCCCAGAAGCAGUCUGAGGAAACACCUGUUUGUUCCAGUACAUCACAGCAAACUCAGAAUCUUCUUAAACCUUCUUCUUAUAGUCCCAAACCAUCAAAUCAAAGCAAAAAGCAGGACUCUACUGUAAAAGAGAAAUCUGCUAAUAAUUCAAAAGGUCAAGCAAUGCCAAAGAAUGUGAAUAUUAGGAAGCAAGCUUCAAAGGUUCAAAAAAAUAAAAUUACCAAAGCUGUUGAUUGUGAUGUUGGUCUCAGUGAAUCAAACCUUUCAUUAGAUGAUACAUUAAAUGUGACCAGUACAUCGAUGAAUGAAAACCAGUUCACCAGUAUUAUAGAUACAUGUAAAUCUAGUGCUAAAGAGAUAAAAGCUGCUGGAAAUACUUUGUUGUAUAGUGGUAAUCUAGAUGAGAGUAGUAUUUUAACAAAUUCUUUAAUAGAUGAAAGUCUUCUAGAUGCUAGUUGUUUAGUAGAUCUUGCUGGAAGCAUUAAUGCUAAUUUUAGUGCUAAAACUAAUCCCACGGAGAUGCAAUCACAGUCCAUUCCUAAACAAACAUCACUAGACAGAUCUGGAAUUGCAUCAAAAGAAUCAAGCAAAACAAAAACAAAAACCUCAUCAAAAAAAACUGACCCAAGUCUAAAUGAACCUAAAAGCAUCACUAAGCGAACACAAGUCAAAAGAUUAACAGGAACAGCUGCAAGAACUAGAAUCACAAAGCCAGAGAUCAAAAUAAGACACGAAAGAAUUGAUUCCUCUGAAUUAAUUCACAAGCGAAAAAAAAGAUGGAUUUUAAAUACAGAAUUUGAAAGUUUAUUCCGCAAAGUUCAAGUGAAUGAUUCUGGAGAAAAAAUAGAAAAAGGUAAUAAUUUCAUCACUAACUUGCUUCAGAAAGCAAAUGAUUUAUUGGUAAACUGCAUGGUUGUGACUCCUGAACCAGAAGAUACUUUGAUGGAAGAUAUUUCAAACGUAAAUGAUGGAAACGACCAGGAAGAACAAGCUGCAACUUCCUUAGAUGUACCAUUGGUGGAAAACUCACAUACAGCUGAUACUGAAUCUGUUGGUGAAGAUGAAGUAAUCUCAGAUUAUAGAAAAGGUGUGACGGAAAAGAAUAAAAUAGGUGAUAAGACAUCUCCAACCAAAUUAACUUCAAAUAGAACACCAACAAUUCAACUACCAACCAGUAGAAUAGAAGCAACGAGAGAAGAGGCCACUUUGCUAAAUAAACAAACUAAAGAAAUAGAAAUUAGUGCCAUGGUUGAGAAAAAUAACACAGAAAUAUCAAGAAAUAGUGGUGUUCAAUCCACAAAAUCACUUCCCAUGUCAAAACAAUUAACAACCAAAAUGUCAAUUAUUUCCAUGGUUGACAAAAAUAACUCAGAAAAUUUAGAGAAUAGUAGUUUUCAAUCCACAAAACCAACUCCAAAGAAGGUAUUUACAGAAACAACCUCAAAACCACCGAUAGCUGAACAAGCAUCAACGAGUCCUGCAACAAAAAUACCUCCCCAAAUAUGUAAAGAUAUAGCAUCUCCAAAAGCCAUAGAAAGAAAAAAAAACCAGAUUAUGAAGAAAGCAAAACAACGGGAACCAGCCGUGCUUUCAGUCAACACUCUGUUAGAUAAGACAUCAACAAACUCCACAACAGAUUUAUCUACUAAAGCCUCAGCGUCUUAUGCAUCAGAGGUAAAUUCGGCUGAAAAAACAGUAUCCCUAUCGACAUCAAGUUCAAGUAAACCUGCUGUAGGAACAGGAAUCUUAUCAACACCAACUAAAUCUCCGGAUAAUGUUGAAAUUACACCCACUAAAUCACCUGUUAAGAGAACCGCUAGUAAAGCCCAAAUGGUAACAAAGCAGUUGCCAGUAAUUUCUUCUUUGGAACAAGCAACCACAAUGUCUGCUAUAGACACAUUACUACCAACGCAACAAGUGGUCUGCAGCUCCCCAUUUGGAAGACCAUCAGCAGCGAAUAUGGUAAACAACUCACAACCAAGUAAGAAAACACCAAUAAAAACUAGGUCAGCAUCCAUUAGCAAUUCAUCAGUACAAGCAUCAGUUGAUUCUAUUGCAGAAAAACAUCCUUUACCAUCAAAGUCUUCUCCAUCUAAAUCCCCCCAAUUAGUCCAGACAAAAAAAGACCAUGCUUCACCACAUUCAAAUUCUUCAGCUUCACAAUCUAGAACUCUUCAUUUAUCUACAAAGUCCAGAACAACUUUAGAUGCACCUGCACAUCCUAACACAUCUUUAGUAUCACCAACUUUAUCUCCAAGAACACCACCAAGACGAGCAAUCAGUUCAUCAACAUCCACAUGCAUGCAAACAACACCACCAAGCUAUAGAUCAGGAAUUGGGGAAAGACAGUUCUGUGAUCAAGGAACACAAAGUUUCCAUGAAGCACCCCAACGUAUAAAUAGUUCCACUUCAACAUCUUCGCCUUUGCAUGUUCCGCAUCAAAGAACAAUAGAAACACAAACUGACGAUCAUUUCACUCUGACUGAUCCACAUUUUCCCAAGUUUGUUCAGAAAACUUUAUUUGAUUUUAACAUGUCAGCAAGAAGAAGGAGUGUUAAAUCUGCCAGCAGACCUGAGAAGAGACAAUCAUUGUUAAAUUUCAGCUCCUGGAAAGUCUCACAUAUUUCGUCCACGAGAUCAGGACAAAAUGUGCAAAAACCUUCUGCUGUAAACCCUGCAUCUCUACAAGUGAACAGUUCUCUGAAUUUAUCAAUCCAAUCGAACAGUAACUCUAGUGCGAAUAGUUCUGUGAUUUACUCAAUCCAGCCAGCAAUUGAUUUGAGUGCUACGACAAACAAUUCAGUGAAUAAUGCAAUUGGAGUCUCAAACACUUUCAAUAUUGGAUCGAUCAUAAAUCAGAUUAAUGUUACAAAUGAUGGGGCAACUAGCACUGAAGUUUUCGAAAAUUCAUUGGGCUCUAAGGCUACAUCUGUGAAUACUCAAAAUGUUAAUACAAAGGUUCCUGGUGCAUCACCUCAUGUGAAUGCUGGAAAAAACAAAGACAGUCCUCUUUCAAAGGUUACUAAAACAUCAAAAGUUUUAUUAAACCGUUUGACAACGAAAGAAAUUAAUCUUUUGUCUUCCCCAACUCGAUCUAAUUCACAAUCAGUAGAAAGUGUCCUGAGCAUGCCAUCUAAAAUGCCUAAAGCAAAUUCACAACAACCUCUAAGAACACAAAUUACAAAUUUUCAAGGCGGGUUCCAGCCAAGUGAUUAUGCUAGUAGUCCAGAACAUUCUGUCAUAUUAAGUGAAAUUGACCAAGCAAAUGAUAUUGGAACAGGUUCCGAACAUUCCAGCCCUGCCAAGUUUCAACCAUAUAGUUUAAAACGACCCAGAUCAACCUCUGAAGUUAGUGUAGAUGCUGAUGAUGAUGAGGAAAGACCAAGAAAAUCUAGAAGAAAGUCUUCUAAGGAUUUAUCUAUCUUGACAGCUGUGUCCGAGCAGAAAUACCUGAGCCCUGAAACAGAGAGCAACAAUGAUUCUAUGGCACAUAAAAAAUUAUUAUCAGCUAAAAAACGUUUGAUUAUUGAAACCGAUUCAGAAGAUGAUCCUUGGUAUGGAAACACAAACCAAAAUCAAAAUGAUGAAGCACCAAAUACAGAAGAUUCCCAAGCAGAAACAGAAAACAGUGAGUUUGUAUGUUUUGAAAGUCAAGGUGAAUCUUUUAUAGAAAGUCAUAACACAGAAGUACAAGGGGUCAGUCGUCAAGGUCAGGAUACAGAAGGUCAAGGUCAAAUUACAGAAGAGGAAGGAGAAGAGGCAAAUGUUUCUGUCCGCAAAUUGAAAAGUAGGACAUCGAAAACAUUGAAUGCCAGAAGUAGAAAGAAAACAGGAAGACGUGGUAGAAAACCAGCUAACUAUGAACCAGCAGAAGUAGAAGAUGGGGAUAGCCAGGCACCAGAGAAAUGUUUAAACUGUGAGAAGCAAUUCCUAGGUCUAGCAGCACUCAAGAAGCACAUGAUGUCAGAUCACACUAAAGUGUGGAGUAGAGUGUGUCCUGAAGGAAAAGAUGACCAACCUUCGCUGAGAAAAAUAUUAAAGGCAACUGGAAGUUUAACAUGUCAAGGUUGUGGAAAAUUGUUAAAAUUUAUUCCAUAUUAUCAUUUUCAUCUCAAAUGGUGUGGAAGAGAGAAUGAACAAGAACAAUGUAAUUUAUGUGGAAAGUUUGUAAAAUCAAUGUGGAUGUCACAACAUGAACGUGAUCACCGAUUGAAGGAAGAGAAAUUAGAAAUGUUAAAAAGACAGAAAGCUAAACCGGUUGCUCCACCUGUAGAGGGAAAACGUAAAGCAGCUAUUAGAGCAAGAACCACAAUGCACUGUAUGGUAAAAGAACUAUUAAAGGGAGAAGCUCCAUCAUCUUCACAGGUUGGGGAUAAAGUAAAAGUAGGUGAUGGAGAGGAAGGUGGGGAUGGUGAUGAAGAUGGGGAUUAUAGCCAUGGUGAGGAGGAAAGUAUGUCUGAAUCUGAGUCCUGCUCUUCUGGAGUUGAUGAAGACCCUCUGUACUUUAGAUCAACAUAUCAAUAUAGUAACAGAAAGUUCACCGGAGAAACAGCCUUACCUACAGACAAUGAUAAAUUUGAUGAUGUACUUACAUGGUAUCAAACUCAUCCAAGGGCUGAUGAUUUACAUCCCGGUUUAGUUCCUACUCGUGAAGAUUGGAUACAAUUAAAUGAAGAAUUAAUAAAGAACUACUUCGCUAGAAAUGGAGAUAGUCAUGAAUUUGUUAUAAAACAGAUGAAGGUUAACUGUAAAACAUCGAUCACAUCUACACCACAGACAUUACACAUCUUCCAGUCUUUUACAACUAAAGACCAAGUUACCUCAUACUGUGGUGCUACAAUUACUGCUGUAGAGUGGUGUCCCUUGCCCAUAUUUGAAUCAGCCAAUCAAUAUGCAGCAGUGGUGUGUAACAUGACUUCAGAUCAGCCAAUCAAAGUAACAGGGGAACCAAGCGGUCAAAGUGUUGUGCAGAUUUGGAAGUUUGGAGAUUUAAACCCAUUAAGUAAAACAAUGCCAGAGCCUGUAUUAUGUUAUAUAAUGUUACAUGAUGGUGGAUGUGUUACAUCUAUUAGUUGGUGUCCACAGGGGGCAUGGCAACAUCCUGAUAAAACAGUACAACAGAAUGUUGUGCCUAGGUUAGGUCUAUUAGCUGUUUCUAGUUUAGAUGGACAUGUCCGAGUUUACAGUAUACCUCAUCCUGACAGAUUUGCUCCAAAUUCUAACUUCACCAAUCCAAUACUGUUUAAACCAAAACCUUGUCUAAUAUUGAAGAAUGUAAAACAAUCAGAUAGUGGAGGGUGUUUGGUGGUUUCCUGGCAACCAACUGGCGUAUCUAAUCUAAUUAUGGCAGGUUAUGCCAAAGGUUUAGUAAGAAUUUGGAACAUGUCAUCUACUUCACCACUUCUGGUUUCGGAAACUGGUUCUGGUGUGAAAAUGAUUCAUCCAAUCAGAUCAUUCCUUGCUCACAGUCGACGAAUAAGAUGUCUUGAAUGGCACCAGAAGUUUGAGUCUGUUUUUGUAACCAGUAGUGAUGAUAAGAGGUUAAAAUUUUGGCACUUGGAAAACCUCUUCCAGGAACACGACAAUGUGCCAGUAUUUACUCCAGUGACUUGUAUAAAAUGGCCGCUGAAUGAAACUGGUGUUGUUUAUGGAAAAGACCAUAUAUUCUUGUUAGAUAAAUGUUCAACAGGAUAUCAAGAUUGUGGAUUAAGGCCAACAAAUAUUAAAUACACUCCAACUAACCAUAUUGGUUCUAUUUGGGAUAUAGAUUUUAUAGAUUGGUAUAAUAUUCUACUGGCGUGUGAUACUACUGGUACAUUACGUGGAGCGAGGUUACGUGACAUGUCAUCAGACGAUAUAAAUCUACAUGCAGUAGCUCACAGGGAAUUUCCGAUUUAUUCUACUGAUAUCAAAGCAAGAAGACCAACUGAAACUAUUGAACCAGAUGAAAAUUGUGAUUAUGUGACAGAUAAUAACCAAUCAAUUACAUCUAAUGAGAAUCAUGUGACUAAUAACAACCAAUCAUAUGCAAUAAAUUUGGAUCAUGUGACUGACGGUAACCAAUUAAGUGCAAUUAAUAUGGAUAAUAGCCAAUCAAAUACAAAGAAUUUAGAUCAAAAUACUGAAAAUAACCAAUCAAGUGCAAUUAAUACUAGUCAUGAGAACGAUGAUAACCAGUCAACAACAGUGAAUAACGUACAAAAUAAAAUUAAGAAGAAAAAGAAGAAGAAAUUGGAUGAAGUUUAUAACUAUAAUAAUUUUUGUGAAUCACAGAAGAAAUGUUGUUUAAUAUUUACAGAUAAUCCACGGUCUGAUAUUUUGGCUGGUCGGAAGAAGAAAACAGGCUUACUGGUGGAUUGCAAAAGACUAGCUUGUUAUCCAAUAGAAUCUCUUCGUGCUGUAUCGGCCAAUAAGAAUGUAUUUGGUUCAACAUGGAUAUUAUCUGGUGGUGAAGCUGGGUUGCUACGACUACAUAAUUUACCAGGAAUCAUGACCAAACCUGCUAAAUCUUAUUUUACACAGAUAACACCAAAAGAAUCUUGAUAGUGUGGACUUAUUUAAAAUCGCAUUGUGCCAAAUUCAUACGGGUAUAUUACAGUAACAUCAGUAUAGAGUAAUAAAGAUAUCUAGCUGAAGAAUAAUGUCCUUAUAUUUAGCUCCUACGAUGUUAUACCCAUGUUAUCUUUAUUUAUCUAAGAAUGUUGGUUUUUAGUUCCACAUCUUUAAGUUUUAAUAGAAAUUGAUUUAUUUAAAACCAGCAACAUUUACAUUUAGAAUUUUGAUGAAAGGAUUGGUGUAAAAUUAUUAGUAGUUUUGUGUAAAUCAUGCUUCUAGGUAUCAGGGUUGAAAACCAGUCCUUUGCAAUUUUUCAAUCCCAUUUCUAACAUGGACUUAUAUGCCUCCUAGUUUGAUAGUGUAUCCAUUCCUCAUACCAUCUUGUUUAUUUCAUUUGUUAAUUGUUUUAAAGAAAUAUUGUUUUAAAUGAAGUUGUAAGGAUUUGUAUGAAAUCUUUUAAGUAAAUUUAUUAUUAUUGUUUAAUGAUGUAUAUAUUUUAAGUAAAAUAUAAAUCAUUUGUUAACUAAAUCACACUCUACUUUAAAUAAAUUAUUUUUGAUAUAUUA
This is a messenger RNA of Patella vulgata (common limpet), 10743 nucleotides long. Its product is annotated as mucin-2. Gene Ontology annotation, cellular component: transcription factor TFIIIC complex. The coding region runs from base 92 to 10165 and encodes 3357 amino acids. Gene Ontology annotation, biological process: transcription by RNA polymerase III. The record is from RefSeq and is a predicted model, not a curated record. Lineage: Eukaryota; Metazoa; Mollusca; Gastropoda; Patellidae. Gene Ontology annotation, molecular function: protein binding. The transcript is spliced from 19 exons.